Vollenhovia emeryi is the source of this 1058-nucleotide messenger RNA. RefSeq lists its product as uncharacterized. Lineage: Eukaryota; Metazoa; Arthropoda; Insecta; Hymenoptera; Formicidae. The record is from RefSeq and is a predicted model, not a curated record. The transcript is spliced from 5 exons. Bases 103 to 765 code for a protein of 220 amino acids.
UUGUGAAUUUAUACUAUCAAAAGUUCAACAUGAUUUUCAUGAGAAUAUUUAUAUACAGAUUCCAUAUUAUGCUGAGUCAUUGCUACUAUAUUAUGCAUCUACAUGUAUAUUUUUCCAGAAAGAAUGUCCGAGAAUUACGCAGUUGUACAAUUUUUAAUCGAUGAAACCUUCUCAGAAAUUUCGACAAAUUGGGUUCAAAAAAAUGAAAGUGAUCUCAUUUGUUGGUGGCCCAAUACAAAAAAUAUCAGUUCAUUAAUUGAAAAUCGAACUGAACCGGAUAAGAACUUAUGGUCAACGUUUGACAUUACGGUGAUCAAAUAUUGUUCGUCACUUGCAUCUGCACGAAAAUCAGCUGCAGAUGCUUAUUACAUUACGACUGAUGAUGAAAAAAUUGGUCGAGGACAAAGGACAUUAAAAAUGAAUAAACAAGGAGAUAGAAAGAAACAUGAGGGAAAAAAUUAUGAUGAUUCAAAUGAUGAGAGUGAUAAAGAAAAUGACAAGAAUAGUAAUGGGAAAAAGAAAAAAUCAACUAAACAUUUGAAACAAAGUAUUAAUCGUCCCACUUUUAAUUCUAUGCCCGUAUACAAUCCUGAAAAAGUAAAAAAGAUUUGUCAAUCUGGUGAAAAAUCUGUUGUAUCUGUUUGUGCUUCCAAAAAUUUCGAAGCUGAAAUGUUACCAUCAUCAAUAUCAACGAGUGUAAAUCUAAUGAAAGGACAAUUAAGGAAACUUUAUGCUCUAAUGAGUCGUCAUCACCUCUUACCGUAGAUUUGGAGAAUGUCCCUAUUUUAGAGAUUCCAUCAGUAAAAGACAUCUAUGAUACUUUGACACGUAUGGAUAAAAACAUAGACAAAAUAAUACGAGCAAAUAUUACUACCAAUUUCGAACUAACAAGUAUAUCAAAAAGAUUAACUAAAUUGGAAUCUUGUCAACGUAAAGAUAUAGAACCUGCAGAUAACGAUAUGGCAAUGAUAAUAUCAUUGCUGCCAAUCAAAACAGUAGAAUCCAUAAAAGAAUUUGAAAAUGUAAUUACAUCAAAUGAGCUUGCUAAAUCGCAGUUU